Plasmodium gaboni is the source of this 5231-nucleotide messenger RNA. Its product is annotated as TRAP-like protein. Lineage: Eukaryota; Apicomplexa; Aconoidasida; Haemosporida; Plasmodiidae. The annotation marks the transcript as partial. The transcript is spliced from 2 exons. The record is from RefSeq and is a predicted model, not a curated record.
AUGAAUUUUUUUUUUUUUUUUAUAAUCCUUAAUUUUUUUAUGCUCAGUUUAACUUCAAGUUUAAGAAAUGGAUUUUUACAUUCUUCCACAACAUUUAGUGAGGAUUUUUGUAAAGGAAUGAACUUACAUUUUCUUAUCAGUUCUGAAGAAAUUGAUAGUAAAUUCUUUUUAAACAAGAUACUACUAUUAAUUUUAGGAGGUACAUCUUAUAUGAGAUACAACAAACAGAAUUAUUUUUCUGUUUCUAUAUAUGAUAAGAAGAUAGUAUAUAAAAAUAUAAAAAAAAUUGAAAACAUACGAGGGGCAUCUUAUUAUGAACAACUGCAAUCAGCGUUUAAAAAGUAUAUAAAAUAUAGUGGUAGAAAAACUAAUUUACUUGCAUCCUUAAAAGAAUAUUAUGAAAAAUAUAUAGUAGGAAAUAAAAAUAUAAAAGAAUCAAAAAAUAUUAUUAUUCUUGUAAAAAAAUUUACAUCAGAUGAUUUAUUUGAAUUUGAUGAAGAUUUAAAUAGGUAUAUUAAAGAAAUUAGAAGUAAGGAUGUUGGUAUAUAUUUUAUUUCUGAUGAUAGUAUCCAUUCUAAAAACAUGAUACUUAACAUUUCAGAAACUGUAUAUAAUAUGGAAGUAGAUUAUCCCAUAGCUCAUUUUGUAAGUGAAUCCUUUCGUUCUAAUGAUCUUUAUGGUGUUAAAAAAUUCUGUUAUCAAUUAUUACAUGGUGCAACUUGUGAGAGUUAUAAUGAGUGGUCAGAAUGGUCAGGUCCAUGUGAAUUUGAAAGAAGACAAAGAAUAAUUCCUCUUAAAAUAACAAACACAGAGUCUACUAGUUUUCGUUCCCAUUAUGAUCCUUCAUGUAGGAAUGUUUUUGAUUAUAACAUGGCAAUUAAAGAAGAUUUUCGUGCAAAUUGUAAAAAUAUUAUAUAUGAAUGUAGGGGUAUAUGUGACAAAGGGUAUAGGUUCAAGCCUUAUACUAAAUAUAACGAAAUAAUGGAAUCAUAUGAAGAAUGCAAAGAUUUACCUCCAUGUACAAAGGAUCAAAAAAAAAAUGGAGAUCAUACAUUAUACUCAGAUGUUAUUCUAAAUUCUUUAUUAUCAGAAGCUUCGCUUAAAGAAAUUAGAGAUCGUGAAGAUCGUACACUUAUCGAAAAAGAUAUGCCAGGUGAUACAGAAGAAAUGUCAAAUGAACGUCGAAUAAAGGAUACUCACAUUUUUCUUGAUAAUAAAAUGAAGUAUCUCAUAGAUAAACAACAUAAACUCAUUGAACAGUUACAAAAAGAUAUUCAAGAUAGAAAAAACAAAAAAGAAGAGGUAGAAGAAAAAAAAGAAGAGGAAGAAGAAAAAAAAGAAGAGGAAGAAGAAAAAAAAGAAGAGGAAGAAGAAAAAAAAGAAGAGUUAGAAGAAAAAAAAGAAGAGGUAGAACAAAAAAAAGAAGAGGUAGAACAAAAAAAAGCACAAGUAGAAGAAAAAAAAGAAGAGGUAGAAGAAAAAAAAGAAGAGGUAGAAAAAAAACAAGAAAAAUACAAAGAAAAUCAGGAGCAAAAAGAGGAUAAUAAUUUACAAGAUACCAAAAGUAUCAAUGAAACACCUACAAUAGACAUGAAAAAGAAUGAAAAUACAGUACAGAAUACACAGAAAGUAAAUGAAAUAAAAAAGACGAAUAAUCCUAUUGAUAAUUUUGAAAAUGAUGGAACUAAUAAAAUACAUAUCAUUAAUACAGGUAGUACAAAUACACAAAGUAGUCAAAAUGAUUUAGAUGGUGAUAAUUAUCCAAAUAGACAAAAUGUUUUAAAUAAUCAACUUAAUAAAUUAGCAGAUAAAAGUGAAAAAGAUAGUUCAAAUGUUUUUUCAGUUCCAAUUAAUGGAGAGAAUAUAAAAAAGAAUGAUAUAUACGAACAUCCCCAAAAGGUAGAUAGUGCAGAAGAUGUAAAUAUUAUAGAGAAUCCCAUAGUCCAAUCUAUAGAAAAUCGAAAUAAUAUAAUAAACAUGAAUAAUAAAUAUGGUAAUGAAAAUUCUUCUAAGAAUAAGAAUUCAGAGAUACGCAAUAUAAGUGUUCCGUUUGAUCUUAAUCAUCUGAACAAAAAGAAUGAUUAUGAUGGUAUUUCCGAAUCUAAUGAGAAUAUAUCUUCAUAUGAUGACAAAAAGGAAGACGUUGAAAAAAAUUUAGAAAGAAAGGUUGUGGAACAAACAAAUGAACAAAAAGAAACAGACCAGUUCAAUUUGAAUAAUGGGAAAGAAGAAGAGAAUAUAGAUAUAAAUAAAGAAAAUAAAGAAGGGGGUAUAAGUAGGAAUAAUGGUGAGAAUGUUGAAAUAUAUCCAGCAAAUAAUGGACAAAAAAUGGUGAAUCCAAAAGGGGAAGAUCUCGAAAAAAAUGUUAAUGUAAAAGAUUUAAGUGAACAUGAAUAUGGACAUGAAUUGGAAAGUAAAAGAAUUAUAGGAGGAAGAAAAAAUGAAGAUAAAGAAAUAGAAAAUAAGAAUUCUGAGGAUAAAAAAAUUAUACAAAACAAAAUUGAUGUUAAACAAAUUGGUGCUAAAGAAAUAGAAAAUGAACUUAUAGGAGGUAAGCAAAUUGAAGAUAAGAAAAUUAAGGAUGAACAAAUCAAUAGUGGGCAUAUUGAAGGUGAACAAAUUAAUGGUGUGCAUGUUGAGGAUGAACAUAUAGAUCGUGAACAUAUUGGGAAUCACAAUAUAAAAGUUUAUCAAAUUGAUGAUAAGCAAGGAACAAGUGAGAAAAAUCAAUAUAAUAACACAAAAGACUCAAGUGUAUUAUAUGGAAAAGAUAAGGAAGAAGAAUAUUUAACUGAAAGCUCAAAUAUAAAAUAUACACCAUAUACAGAUAAGAACAUUCCUUCAAUGAAAAUAGAAAAAAUAUAUGAACCCCAUAUGGUAGAAGAAUUAAAUAAAGAAGAUAAAUUAUCAAAAGAAAAUAUCGAAAAGAUUUCAAAUGAUGAAAAAAGUAUAAGAACGUAUGAGCAAGAAAAUCAUAAAAUAAAUGAAAAUGAGGAGGAAGAACGUAACAAAAUUAAAUAUAAAAAUCUAAAUAUAAAACCACAGGUUAACCAUAAAAUAAAUGAUAAAAAUAUAAAUGAUGAUAAAGAGGACAAGAAAUAUGAAUUUGCAAAUACAGAAGAAACUUAUAAGAAUAAUGAAAAAAAUCAUAAUUUGAUUGGGAAAAAUGAAAUAUCAGGUGAAACUAUGGAUGAAUAUAUUUUAUCUCCUAAACCUGUAAUUAAAAAUGAACAAGAAAGAACUCCUCAAUAUGAAGAAUUUUUAACAAAAAAAAUUAAUAAUGAUGAAGAUAAUGGAAAAAGAAUAAACAUUAACGAUCAAUUACCUUCUCCUAUAGUAUCAAAUGAAAAGAAAACAGAUGAUAUCAAUAUUAUAGAGGAAAAGGAAAAAAUAGAUAAAAUUAUCCAUAAUAAUGAUAUUCAAAAUCAAAACAAUGAAAAAAAAAAUAUACAAGAUGAAAAACUAAAAGAAUUUUCAUCCUCAUCUGAUUCUAAGGAAAUGAAAAAUAUAUCAAGUGAAAAUACAGAAAAUAAUAUAUUAUCUCACGAAAAGAAAGAAAAUCACAAAAUAAUUCAUCAAAGUAUAGAAGAAGAUACUACUUCAAAGGAUAAUGAAAAAAAUAUGAAAAAUUAUAUUAUCAAUGAUGACAUGGGGAAGAAAUAUAUAUCUAGGGAAAAUACUGGAGAAGAUAAUACUCCAAAUAAAUAUGGAAAAAAUAAAGGAAAAUAUGAUAUAUCAGAUGAUAAAGAAGAAAACGUUAAAAUAUACGAGGAAAAUAAUGAAGAACAUUCUAUUGAAGUUGGAAAUGGGGAAAACAAAGCAACUGAGGGAAAUAGUGACCAUAAUAUUAUGACAGGAGAAAAUAGAAAAAAUAAAAAUUCUCAACAAAAUAGUGACGAUAAUAUUAUGAAAGAAGAAAAUGGGGAAAAUAAAAAUUCCCAACAAAAUAGUGAGGAUAAUAUUAUGACAGAAUCAAAUGGAAAAAUUAAAUCGUCUCAGGAAAAUAGUGACGAUAAUAUUAUGACAGGAGAAAAUAGAAAAAAUAAAAAUUCUCAACAAAAUAGUGAGGAUAAUAUUAUUCCAGAAGAAAAUGGAAAAAAUAAAUCUUCCCAAGAAAAUAUUGAGGAUGACAUUGUGACAGAAGAAAAUGGGAAAAAUAAAUCUUCUCAACAAAAUAGUGACGAUAAUAUUAUGCCAGAAGAAAAUGGAAAAAAUAAAAAUUCUGAAAAAAACAAGGAAGAAGAUAUAGCAUCAUAUGAGAUAGAUAAAAAAAGAAUAUCUCAUGAAGCUGAUAGAGAACAUUUUACUCCUUAUGGAAGUAGAAUAAACAAAGAAUUUCAUAAAAAUGUUGGUUAUAAUAUUGUAUCAGGUGAUAAUGGGGAAAAAAAUAUAUCUGCAAAAAAUAUUAGCGAAGAUAUUAUUCCAGAUGAAAAUGGAAAAAAUAAAAAUUAUGAGGAAAAUAUUGAGGAAGAUAAAAUAUCAGAUAUGACCCAGAAAAGUAAAAUAUCUCAUAAAAAUGUUGAAGGACAUUUUACUCCAUAUGAAAGUGGAAAAAUAAAAAUAUAUGAUGAAAAUGAUGGAGAAUACAACAUUUCAGAUAUGAAUACAAUUAAACAUCAAGAAAAUGGUGAAAGUAAACGUAUAUUUGAAACUAAUGAUAAUAUCAACAAACAUAUAUCAUCAAGUGAUAAUAAUAAUAAUAAAAUUAACAAAAUGAAAGAGAAUAAUAUAUUAAUAAAUGAAUCACAGGAUAAAAAUAUUGAAGAACAUAAUAAAUUAGAUAAUAUUCUUAAAAAUAAACAUCUAACAUCUGAUGAAUCUUUAGAAAAAAUUAAGGAAGAAUAUGCAAAUACAGGAAAAAAUAAAGGAUCAAUUAACAAUGAGGAGAAGUUUGAAGAAACACAAGAAAAUAUAAAAAAUGAUGAAACUAUAAUUGAAAAGAAGGAAGAAAAUGCAGAAUCGGAUGAUUUAAAAAUACACAAUAUAUCUAAUGAAAAUAUUAACAAAGGCAUACUACAUUCUGAUAAUUAUAAUAAGGAUAAGUCAUAUAAUGCACAAGGGGUAACCCAUAGAGAAAAUGAUGAUACAACUAAUGGAACUAAUAUAUCAAAUGAUGGAUUAGAUAAACAUGUUAACAUAGAUCAGUAUAAUUCAAAAGGAGAAAAUAUUCUUCAGGAAAAUAAGGAAGAUAUAUUACCAAGUGUAUCAAUUAAUAAUAGUGUAGAUCAUAA